Messenger RNA from Ooceraea biroi (clonal raider ant), 6624 nucleotides. RefSeq names its product proline-rich protein 4. Lineage: Eukaryota; Metazoa; Arthropoda; Insecta; Hymenoptera; Formicidae. The record is from RefSeq and is a predicted model, not a curated record.
AAAUUAUCUGACAAUAUAAAUUGCUACUAUUAAUCGAUAAUCGGUCAUUACUCUCUCUAUUAGCGCCUUAACAUUAAACGUAGACCGCGAAGAAACAAUAAUUGCAGGAUUAAAUAAUAAGUAUAACAGCAUCGUGCUUCCUACUUGGAGUAGAACACGCUGCUGUCUUGUAUUUCAUGCGCGCUAGAAAGUACCCAUUUAAUAACGCGGCGAUCUGAGAGAGUGAAGGCAAAACCUAUAUAUUAAGGAUGUAAGAAAGUUUACGAUCGUACGAACACAUAGUUCCGCCAUUAUUAAGACGACAUUAAUUACGAAGGUGAGUUUACGCACCGUGCUUGUUAGUUUUAAUACAGAAAUAUCGCAUUCGAGCAAUAAUGUCGGAUUUGCGAGAAUCCUCCUCUCCUCUUUCGUACAUAAAUAAACCGCCAACUCGCUGGUUGUGCAUUUUAGGUGAAUUUGAUAACCAAUAAUGCUCAAGCGAGGCACGUAAAGCAGCCAUAAAUGCAUUUGGGUGAAUUUGAAAUCCGAUAAUAUUUAAACGUGGCACGUAAAGCAACCAUAAACCAUUAACUCUUGCUUGCAAAGCUGUAUCGAUUAUUGUUGUCGAGAAGAAUUAAUCACGCGGAACCAAUUUUCCAACUGGCCAGCCAUCGCACAUAUAUAAUAAAUAAAACCGAGAAUGAGACAUUGUUAUUAUAAUAUUUUUUUCGCCAUUUAAAAAGGCCCUUACGUGCCCCGAGCACUUCGGUCAAUUAAUUCUUCCUCCGUGUCAUUAAUAAUACUUCCUUUAUCCGUCAUUAAUAAUUAACGGUCGAUAAUUUGUCUUGAUUCGUCUUUCAGCGGAUCGUCUCUUAUCGCCCGAUGAAUCAGCACGAUUUACGUCAUAAUCUAGAUAUCCGGAAGCGCGAAGCACCUCCGAAGCACAUCGCUCGCGCUUCCGCUCUCGACUUCCUCGUUCGACACGGCGGCGCGAAGAGUUUUUCCGAGAGCUCAUUUAGGUGCAAGCUCAGCCUUCGCGUUAAUGACAUCGUCAUUAAGGAAAAACAUCGAAUUGCAGUAUCAUGUAGUUGAAAUGUUAAUAAGAUAUUUUUUUACGUUGCGACGCGUUUUCCGCAAUUUUUAUAUAUUUUUAAUAUUUAAUUCCGUCACACUUUACUAUUUUGCACGUGAAGAUUUUUAUAUUUUAUAUUUUACAUGCUGAUUUAAAAAAUGAUGAGAUAUAUUAUUUAAAUCAAACAAAUGGAACAAAUUGUUUAAACAGGUGAAUUCGUGUCAUUCUUUUUAAAUUCAAAAUUGGUACAUCUUAAUGGCGCGAAUUAUUGUAAAAACUCUCUCGGGAGGACAAUACACUAUCUCGUGGAAAGUCGAGAACAGUGCCCGCCAGACUAACGACGUUUUCGAGGGUAACGACGUGUGGAUUGUAUAGUUAAUUAUGAUGCAGCGACUGUCGAGCGUUAAAUGUCCCGCACGCAAGCUCAUCCAAAAACGUGAUGAUGGGGAUCCAUGAUGAUCCCAUGGUCCAUGACGGCGUUGCGUGCACAUCGCGAAAUUCGUGCAGAAACAACGUGAAACAAAAUGAGGGCCUUAUUUUCUCUUUUCGCGUGUUGGAACAUUUGUAUUACGUUGACUCUAACCGCCCUUUUUGCAUUCGCUGGUCUCAGGGAGCACUUACACGCAACUGAACGGGCUGUCGUAACUGUCACUUCUUCCUUGUUAUAUUUCUUACAAAGUUUCGUGUAAGUUUCGCGAUAUCGAUUUCCCACGAGACCAGAUAAGUGAGUCGAGGGUCUCGCGUAACACUCCAAGUCUGCUCAUAAUCUCUACUUAAGUGAUCCGACAUACGCAAUUCAGUAAGAAACACCCGCUUAGGGCGCCCGAGUUGCAAGAACAAUUUAUAUAAUUCGCUAAAUAUCAAUAUUACGUGAAUCUCGUAAAAGGUAACUCAGUUCAUAAUUGUAUAAUCCUCGAUAGAAGCAUUUACGUAAUUCGGAUUUAAUCGGUUAAUCGAUUAAUCGGUCGCGCAGCGUUCGCCGACAACGCUACUCGUUCUCUUAACUUACUCCAUGGAGCAGAGUUAAUCAUGACCUUUGGCGUAGUACCAAAAGUCCAACGAAGUUUUCAACGAUCAUCGUCCGAUCUCUCGCGAUACAGGUUUCCGCGAUCGCGUCAAGAAUCGCGAAAAGGUCUUUGACACUUUUCACUUUCUGCUUGCUAUUCACGGCGAACGUUAUCUUGGCGAAGCGACGACGCGUAUCGGCAAAGUUUACCGGAUUCAGAGACUUGUACUUAUGUUUGCAAACGACCGGUUGCAUUUCCGACAGCGAUCCGACCUCGUCAUGCACUGGACAAACGCAAAAAAUCGCCGUUGUAUCCGAUACCGGUAAUUGACGACGAUUAAAAAAUCGAUCGAGUAUCGAUUUCUCAGAAACGAUCUUUCUGAAAGCCAGCUCGAAAGCCAGCAAAAACGAUUUUUGUCGCGAAUUUUAUUUUUAUUUUUUCGUUAAUUGCACAAUCGUUACCGUUGCCAUUUUUCUCACAUAUUAUUAUAUUUACUGCACGUGUGAUAAACGCAAUAAUGCCUCUUCGCUUCAAGAUCACGGUCAAGAGAAUCAGUCUGAGACAAUUAUGACGCUCUAUAAAAGCAGCGAACGGUUUCUUGCCCGAGCAGAACAAUAAAUGUCACUCCUUUUACGGGAGGACUUGUUGAGACCGGCGCGUGCAGAGCCUUUCCACGUGAUUUUUCUUGUUAAAAAAGGGCAAUUUCACUCUCGUCGUUCUUUAAUGAAACGCGAAAGUGACCAUCCCCUCUUGAUGAAGGCAUCGCGUGUCCAGCUUCUAAGUUCAGUAACGCAUCCGUGGAGGCCAUAUAUAUAAGAUGGUAAAAGUAUGCGACUGAUCUAUUUACUCUUAACUCAAGCAAGGUGCUCGGAGAUUUUUCUCCAGCAUUUCGUUCCAUCGUGUCGGUCAGGAUGGAAUACGAGGUAAGCUAUCAAGCCGCUGGAAACAUUGGUAUUGUGAGCAAGUGUGGAAAAUUAAAUGGUGCUUUCGUGUAAAAUUUAUACGAGGCUGUGAUAGAUAUUCUGUGAUACAAAAUGAAGAGUGAACCAGUGUUUAGCAAGUGUUACAUAUUUUUAAAUCCAAAUUUAAAAUAAUUUUUGGGAAAGGAAAUUAAUUGUUCUGAAAUCUUUAUCGGAAACAUACUGAUUUGUUUUAAUAUUCUUUGUAACUCAUUCAAUUCGCGAUUUUUCUAAACGAUCGGUGUGUUAAAAUGUUGCAAAAUCUCUUGCAAAUUGUUCUAAAUACGUUUGUUUAGUAAUUAAUAAUAAGAUUUCUUCAUUUUUAUUUUAUAAUCAUUUCUUAGCCUUCAUAUAUUAUUAUUUUAUAAUUUGCUUGAUAUUUUCUUCGAAGUAAUUUAAGAUACGGCUUCUGAAAAUAUUUUCAAAGAAGAACUUCUAUUCAUCAUACGUUAGAAUGGAAGUCCUCGUGAAAUGGUUUGUAUUAUGCCACUUGCAGGCAUGCACGAUGUUCCUGCUGUCUCUCUUCGUGGUAAUGGUGACGAGUGUUCCGAUUCGCAACAGCCAUAAUGGACACAUACGUAUGUAUAAUCACAUUCCUGCAGCACGAUAUGUGCAUCGAAUCAUGCCUCUUCACGUAAGGCAACACAGAGCGAAUUAUAUUGGAGAAAGGAACACGCACAUAGACAACGUAAAAUUGCGGAAUACCGAACAGGAUGAGUCCAAGGAUAAUCAAUUUUCAGAAUCUCAAAUUCCACACUUCAAAGCUGAGCAUGGGAUAGAAGUCAUUUCCAAAUCACAAGAGAGUUACAACCAUGAAUCGAACAAUGGAGGAGAAAGUGCACAAAGUGUACACGAUGAUCAAGUAUUGGGCCAUCACGUGCACGAAGACAUACAUAAAACAGUGACAAUCGUCAAGAAGAUCGCAGUACCGUACCCUGUCGAGAAGACUAUCCGUUAUCCCGUCAUUAAAAAAAUACCGUACCCGGUCCGAGUGCCGAUUCCGCAACCGUAUCCGAUCGAGAAAAAGAUACCGUAUCCCGUCAAGGUUUUCGUCAAGGUCCCUAUCAAGAUACCGCGGCCGGUACCGGUCAUCAAAGAAGUACCGUAUCCGGUUAAAGUACCGGUGGAUCGUCCCGUACCGGUCAAGGUGUACGUACCGAAGCCGUAUCCGGUCGAGAAGAGGGUACACUAUGAAGUAAAAGUCCCAGUACCGAAACCGUUCCCCAUCGAGCGUAAGAUACCGAUGCCGGUAAAGGUGCCGGUACACGUGCCGCGGCCGUACCCGAUCGAAAAAAUCGUUCACUAUCCGGUAAAGAUCGCGGUGGAGAACCCGGUACCGGUUCCGGUAUCGAAACCGUAUCCGGUUGCGGUUGCGAAGCCGGUUCCGUAUCCCGUCGAGAAACCGGUGCCAGUUCCGGUCAAGGUGGAGGUGGUGAGGCCGAUACCUGUACCGUUGGACAAACCGAUACCGGUCAAGGUAAGGGUGCCGGUACCGAUACCGUACCCGGUCGAGAAGAAGGUACCGUAUUCGGUGGAGAAAUUCGUCCCUGUGCCGGUAAAGAUCCCGGUGGAGAGGCCGGUGCCGGUAUACGUGAGCAAGACGGUCGAGUACCAUAUCGAGAAAGCUGUUCCCUAUCCGGUUAAGGUGCCGGUUGCGGUACCAAUAAAUGAACACGGGUUGGGGAAUAUUAAAUACGAAGAAAAUAGUUAUUCAUGGAAACCAUAAAGUGAUAGACGAAGAGGGUAUUACAUUAAUGGCUUGCAAAAAUAAUUGAUAGAUAACGGAUUAAUGUACAGUUGCCAGAGGCUUCGUAGGUCAUUUUUACUUUCGCUUCCAGAUCGAUUCGAUAAUAUCUGAUGAUCGAUGAGAAAGAAAGAGAAAGAGAAAGAGAGAGAAGAGAGAAUAAGAUUUGUGGGAAAUACUACUUAUAAUAUGUGAGACUUAUAUAAGAGUAUAUUUUAAUUUAUAUAACAGAAUAGUUAAGAAUUUGUUACUGUGUUUUAAGGAAUAUUUAUUUAUUUCCCUUCUCUAUGAAACUUUUUUACUUGAGUGUAUACGGAAAGUAUAUAUGAAUCGCCAUCUUUAUGAUAUAUUGUUACUGCACCUGUAAUAUUGUCGAGAUUAUCCUUAUCACGAAGUACAUUUUACGCUGUGAGAGAGUAUCAAAUAAAUAAUUGUUUAAUAAAAUUAUUAUCAGCCGAUCACCGCGAGUCCCAAGUGGUAUUAUAAUUUCCAAAGUAUAAUUAUUACAAAUAUGAAAUUCGAUUGAUCAACCUUUUAUUUCAAAAUAUGUACUAUCAAUCGACAGCAAUUCUGAUAACGUGCAGAGAAAAAUAAUUAAUAAAAUAAAUAAUAAUAGAAUCUUACGAGAGAAAGAAAAAAAGUGAAAAGGUUAAUUUUAACACAGUUAACUUUCUGCGCGAUGUCCGAUUCGAUCAUUAAAGUCUUUCUGUAUCGCCGGUUUAAUAAUUCCAGUCACGUCUACUUUCGCCGCGUCGCAAUUACCGCCGUGGUUGAUAUGUUGUAAUUGAUUUGUAUAAAACAACGGUCAUCUGGCGACAUUGACCGUGAUUACGGAAUAUCUGUCUCCUACGUUUCAUACCGUAAGAUGCAACUGAUUACACAUACGGCGCAAGAAUAUUCUCAUUAAUACGUGUAACAUGAUAAUAAUUAUUACCGAAUCGAAUUUUACGAAAUAAUAAAUGAGAAAUCUUUCACAAUAGAAGAUAUUAACUAUUAAAAGGUUUUUCUUAUUGUUAGUUUAGAAAAUUUAGUCCUCCAGGGAAGUUCAUACAAGGUGUCCCGGAAACGACUACGAAUACGAUGAAUGUUUAAUGCAUGAAUCGUGUGGUAACUUGAUUUUCUUUCAAAUUUGCGAUAACAUCUAUCUUUCAAAAAAAAUCACAAUCUUGUAACAAGAACUUAGCUGCGUAACUUGCAUAGAUUUAUAGUACAUGCAAUUUAAAAUCCAUGCGAAUGCCUGACAUGUGUCCAGUGAUAAUACAUAUAAAUGCAUUACGUUAUCUAUCCAUGCAGAGAAACGGUACCAGCAUAAAACUUAGAUUAUUUCCCAGCGUCUCACAGAAUUCAAUAAAACUUGCUGUCGUCACGUAAUCGUUCGUGCCUUUCACUCGAUCGCGAUAUUUUAAAACGUUAAUAAAACAAUAUGAUUAUAAAUAGGAAGAGACAUUUCCAGUUGAUGUAUGCCUGUCCUUCUCAGCUCAAUGAUUUCCAUAUCCGUAAUAUUAUACGCUUGCAAUAUUAAAUGCGUUACCUUGCACGAGAAGUAAUUACGCGCGUGUCGCUCUUAUAUCACUUUAUGCUUCUCUGUACGGGCGCGAACUUUGCGAAAUAAAUGAUAGUGCGCGGAGUAGGUACUCAAAGCAAGAAGUAUAUUGCGAUUUCACUUGCAUCCCGUCAUAUUCUACUCUUCCGUGUUGUUCAGACUAAACACUGUCUGAUUCAUUAUCAUCAAGACUAAAUCCGAUUUAUUUGUUCCAUGUGUAGUUAUUAAUAAUAUUUAAACUCAGUUAAUUUUGGACGAGAGUCCGUGAUAAUAUUAAUUUUGUUUCUUACGUUAAUUCGUAUUAUACAAAUAAUGUUUUG